This is a messenger RNA of Arabis nemorensis, 888 nucleotides long. The record is from the annotation of a GenBank genome assembly. Lineage: Eukaryota; Viridiplantae; Streptophyta; Magnoliopsida; Brassicales; Brassicaceae.
AUGUCGAUGGGAAACGACACGACGUGGGUCGGGAAGAAACCGAUCAGACGCAUCGGCGGAUUGUCUGAUGCUCUCGCCAUCGCCUCCGAUCUUGGUUUCGCCGUCGCUCCUCCUCCGUCGCAGGAAGAAUUACAAAGCUUGGCGUUUUCAAAUGGCGAAAGAGGUGACGAUUUAAUAAGGGUCUUGAGAGAAUUAUCUGCUGUCCAAAGGAAAAUUGCAGACUUGCAGGUCGAGCUUCAAGGGAGAAAGGAUGAUAAAAAUGUGGCACAUUUGACUCACGUGAGUGAAAUGCAAAAGAAAAUCGAGACUCUGUCAAGGAUUACUCAAAUAUUGAAGGACGUUAUACAAAACAAGGAUCGCAUCAUUGCUCGUCUCCAACAACCUUAUUCGCUAGAUUGCAUUCCAGUUGAAGCAGAAUAUCAGAAACAAUUUUCAGAGUUGCUAAUGAAGGCCGCCAGUGAUUAUGGUGCCUUAACAGCAUCAGUGUCUGAUUUUCAGUGGAGCCAAAACUUUAAAGAACCUCCUACAGUCUGGGGGGAAAUGCUGCGUCCAAUUCCGGUGGCACUAGCGUCAUGCACGAGAUUCUUUGAGGCCAUGUCUGCAAUGAGAGAAUCAUUUGCGACUCUUCAAGAACUUAGAGUUGGUAACUCUGCGCCUUCUUUACCAACAACACCAGGAGGGAGCGACAUGACGCAUAGAGACUCAGAUUGUGUGACUCCACCUCAAGGCAGAGCUGAUUCAAGCUUCGACGACUUAGCUGUUCAGGGCACAAGGAGACUUAACAAUGACCAAUAUGAAGGAGAAGAAGAUGAUGAUAGUAACAAUGAGAAUGGUCAAGUUGACCGGAGACUAUCUUGGCCACCUUCGGUUAAGAAGAGUAGUGUUUAA